Messenger RNA from Xenopus laevis (African clawed frog), 1101 nucleotides. Its product is annotated as serine/threonine-protein kinase N2-like. The coding region runs from base 1 to 1101 and encodes 366 amino acids. NCBI's taxonomy places the organism in Eukaryota, Metazoa, Chordata, Amphibia, Anura, Pipidae. The record is from RefSeq and is a predicted model, not a curated record. The transcript has 10 exons.
AUGGGUCCUCUCCCCGGCGAUUACAGCCCCAUUCCAGAGGAUUCUCAGGCUGAAGAGAUGACAGUAGAGGAGGCUGAAACGACACAAGAGCUACAGUUCAGCAGUUUUACUGCAAAGGACUUUCGCCGGAUUAAGGUUUUAGGCAGAGGAAGCUUCGGCAAGGUUCUACUAGUAGAGUAUCUUCCAGCAAACAUCUAUUGCGCUAUUAAAGUGCUCAAGAAGGACAACAUCGACUCCACUGAUGAUAUAGAACACAUUUUAACAGAGAAGCAAAUUGGACAGUUGGUGAAUCCACACAGUUUUAUAGUGGACUUAUACGCCACAUUCAGCACCAAAAACCAGCUGUUUUUCAUCAUGGAGUUUGUGGCAGGAGGCAGUUUAAGAACCCACCUGAUGAGGAGCCAGCACUUUGAUCUACAGACAACCAAGUUCUACGCUGCUUGUAUAACACUUGGUUUAGAAGGAAUUCACAGCAAGGACGUCAUACACAGAGAUUUAAAGCCGGGGAAUCUACUUAUGGAUCAAGACGGCUACAUCAAGAUCGCCGAUUUUGGGAUGAGCAAAACUGGCAUUGGAUAUGGAGACCGCACCAACACCAUGGUUGGGAGUCCUGCUUAUAUGGCGCCCGAAGUCGUGAUGGAGGAGGAGUACUCAAGAGCCGUCGACUGGUGGGCUCUUGGCGUCAUCGUUUAUGAGAUGCUCCUCGGAACGAGACCUUUCACCGGAUACGACAGGGACUUUAUAUACGAUUCCAUCGUGGAGGAUGAGCCACACUACCCCUCAUCCCUGGACUCCGAAGCAGUAAGCUUCAUAUCACAGCUGUUGAAGAAGAAUCCUGAGGAGAGGCUAGGUUCCACCCCAGGGGAUGCCGCAGAUGUAGCAGAACAUCCAUUCUUUAAUGGCAUUGUCUGGGAUGAUAUUAUCGAGAAGAACGUAACAGCGCCGUUCGUACCCAGCCUAAAUGGACCGGAGGAUGUGGGGUAUUUCGAUGAGGAGUUCACCAAACUGUCUGCGAAUCUGACCCAGCCCAAAGGACCCCCUGCUGAGAUGGCAAGCGAGAUCGAUGAAGCCUUUCUGGACUUUAACUAUGCAGCAUUUUAA